Messenger RNA from Betta splendens (Siamese fighting fish), 7945 nucleotides. RefSeq names its product collagen, type IV, alpha 4 (gene col4a4). Gene Ontology annotation, molecular function: extracellular matrix structural constituent. The transcript is spliced from 44 exons. Gene Ontology annotation, cellular component: collagen trimer; basement membrane. Bases 1062 to 5771 code for a protein of 1569 amino acids. The record is from RefSeq and is a predicted model, not a curated record. Lineage: Eukaryota; Metazoa; Chordata; Actinopteri; Anabantiformes; Osphronemidae.
ACACACUACAGGCAGUCGGCUGCUGAGUGAUGCUAUUUGUACGGUGAUAAUGCUGCUGCAUGGAGGAGGAACGGAGACAUGUGUGGGAAGUCAAUUAAACCGAGUUGGCAGAUUCCUCACACACACAAACACCCAUCACUCCUCUGAGUUCAUUUCCAGAAACAUCCUUUAAAUAACAAAAUGAGCCGUGUUCAACAGUCAUUCUGGUUGUCAUGGCAACAUGGGUCCAGGUGUUUCCAUCCAUAGCUGCACUGGGGUCCAGAUGUUUGACGCGAGCAUCAUUUGUCUACACCUUUCUCCCUCUGUUGUGUAGACGGCAAACAGAAGCUGUGUGUGUGUGUGUGUGUGUGUGUGUGUGUGUGUGUGUGUGUGUGUGUGUGUGUGUGUGUGUGUGUGUGUGUGUGUGUGUGUGUGUGUGUGUGUGUGUGUGUGUGUGUACAGCUGGAGGCAGCAGACAGGCAGAGGGGAUUUUGGGAAGGCGUCUGUCGCAGUGAUUUCACGGUUGCGUGGUUUCAGAGAAAGGGUGACAGAAAAGGGCCUAACAGAGAUCACAGCUGUCACAUCUCAUCACACACACUGACUCAGCCCAACUAAAAAAUCAACAGGAUUCUCCUCAGCGUCGGCCCUGCUGGUCUAUGAUCAGGACACAGUUAAUGUGUGAACUUUCUCUUUCUGGUCUUUGGGUGAGCUGUGACAAACGGUGAAGCCCUUUGCCGCUGCAGGUUCAGUCGUCUUACGAAGAAACAACCUGUGGAUGUGUUUACAGACGUGUGGUGGGAUUUAACACUGAUUCAAUGUGCAGCCACCAGGACAGCAGCUGCUCCGUGGCAAGAAAAAAGCACGGACCACGUGCAACCGGCUUCAUGUCCCUCACGCUGAACGUGUGGUUGUGGUCCAUUACACCAUGAGCGAUCAUCUGUUCCUUCACCAGGCUGAGACAGGGGGCUCCAGGUCUUUUGGGCCUGCUGGGCCGUCAGGGUCCCCCAGGUUUUCCUGGCUCUCAGGGGCCUCGAGGAGACAAGGGCCAUAGAGGAGAUGAGGGACCAAUAGGAGCUGCAGGAAUGAAAGGCGACCCAGGGGCUGUUGGUGUUCCUGGUUUUCCAGGUUCAGAAGGAAUCCCAGGUCACCCGGGUCCUGCUGGAGGUCCUGGUCUCCCAGGUCUUGAUGGAUGUAAUGGAACAAGAGGACAAAAAGGCUUUCAAGGACCUGAUGGAGAACAAGGACCUGGUGGAGAACAGGGGUUUCCAGGUCCCAAGGGAUUUCCAGGAGAUCUAUCAGUGUACUACAUACAGUACCCUGGGGUGCCAGGAGACGCUGGGCCUAGUGGACUUCGUGGACAACAGGGUGAAAAUGGUUUACCUGGACAAAGGGGACUUUUGGGUCCUGUAGGACCAGAUGGAACCAAGGGUCUCCCAGGCCUAGCUGGUCCCAGGGGUCCACCUGGAGAAAAAGGCCGAUCUCUGAUUGGUGAUAAGGGAGAUGAGGGGGAGCAGGGCCCUCAGGGGCCUCCAGGUCCAUUUGAGGUUGUUGAUCCUCCUGAAGAACUGUACGUUAAAGGAGACCAGGGUCCUCUGGGGGUUAAAGGAGCCUGUGGAGUUCAGGGACUCCCGGGUGUGGACGCUUCCCCAGGGAUCAAAGGAAAGAAAGGAGUUCUGGGAUUCCCUGGACCCAGGGGAUUUCCUGGUAUCCCUGGUCCACCUGGACAAAAAGGACCAAAGGGGUUUCAAGGAAGUCCAGGUCUUCCAGGUCUGAUUGGACAAGAGGGAAUAAAGGGCAUGAAGGGAGAGCAAGGUCUUAAAGGCCUCCCUCAGGAAGCAGAUGUUAUCCACACAGGUGUCGCUGGCGAUCCUGGGGCCCCUGGACGCCGUGGCCCACCAGGAGAAUUGGGCCUAAUGGGAAGACCCGGUGGUCAAGGAGUCCCUGGUAGAGGCAUACCUGGACCAGCAGGAAUUGUGGGUCCAAGUGGAGUUCCAGGAUUUAAAGGGGAUCCUGGAGAUCCAGGUUUGGUUUAUGCUGGUGAACUCACACCUGGAAAACCUGGAAAACCAGGAACCCCGGGAUUCAGAGGGCCCAAAGGAGAACCAGGAAGUCCAGGUCAAUACUGUCUUUCUGGAUUCCCGGGAGAGUCUGGACAGAAGGGUCAACAGGGACCUUUAGGGCCUCAGGGUUUCCCUGGAUUUAAAGGUAGCCAUGGUGACUGUUCUUGUGGACCUCCUGCUAUACUGAUUGGCCCUCCUGGCCCUAUGGGCAGCAUAGGAUAUCCGGGGUUUCCUGGCUCCCCAGGAGCCCCAGGAGAGAGAGGAGACACAGGUUUACCUGGGGAGCAAGGUGGUCGUGGUCAACAGGGUCAGGGUGGGUUUCCAGGCCACAAAGGGCUGAAAGGUCAGAAGGGAGAUUACAUUGUGGUGGAUAUUGUGGGCGACAAGGGAGAGAGGGGACAACCGGGCUAUGCAGGCAGACAAGGAUUCCCAGGAAGAAAAGGACUCGAUGGGCUCCCGGGGCCUCCUGGAGACUUUGGCUCACAGGGUCAAAGUGUUCCCAGUCUUCUGGGAGAAAGAGGUUUACCAGGACUUCCAGGACCAAAGGGAUUUUUAGGAACUGGAGGCCCACCAGGACUCGGUAUAGUUGGAGCAACAGGAGAACGUGGGUCUCCUGGAGAAGCGGGACCUCCAGGAUUCCCUGGCUUUCUAGGGCCAAAGGGGGCUAAAGGUGACACUCCAGUUGCAAAUUUGCCAUGUGCUUUAAAAAAUCCUGGUCUCCCCGGGGAAAAAGGGAACACUGGAAAUACAGGCCACACAGGACUCACAGGUCCUCCAGGGUUUCGUGGCAUCACUGGACGUGAUGGCGCCAAAGGAGAAAAGGGGUAUUCAGGAAUUCCUGGACCACCUGGAAGACAAGGACCGCCAGGUUUUGUUGGUGAUAUUGGUGAAGAAGGACCUGAAGGCUUAAGUUACGAUGGUGAUGCAGGUUUGCCAGGGAAGAUGGGCAUUAUUGGACUUAGGGGUCCUUCAGGGGACUCUGUUGUUGGGCCUCCAGGACCUAUUGGCUUUCCAGGACAACCAGGACCCCAGGGACAAAAAGGAGUACCAGGGCCACCAGGCAACAUAGGAGCUCCAGGCAUCUUAGGUCACGCUGGGAAUCCUGGACCCAAGGGUCAGAGCGGCCAAGAUGGGGCUCCUGGUGUACCUGGUCCUCCAGGCCCCUCACCUGACCUAUGCGAUGCAGGAAAUCCAGGUCCUAGGGGCGCCUCUGGUCUACAGGGCCCUAUUGGACCCCCAGGUUUUCAAGGGGAGAAAGGUCAGACCAGAGAGGCAGGUCCUCCAGGCUUUGGCCUUCAAGGACCUGUUGGUGAGCCAGGUUUUUCAGGUCUUCCAGGGUCCCCAGGACCCCAGGGCCUUGUUGGUCCCAUCGGAGACUCAGGGCUGCCAGGGAUUGUGGGUCAGAAGGGAUUGUUGGGACUUCAAGGAGGAAAUGGGCCUCAAGGAACCCUGGGACACAAAGGGACCUCUGGAGCUCCAGGAUCUAAAGGAGAGAGAGGGUCAAAUGGACAAGAUGGUGCUCAAGGAUGUGAAGGGCCACGAGGAGAGAAAGGACUUAAUGGGUUUCCCGGACCUCCAGGAGAGACCAUUGUCAUCCCUAUUAAGGGGUUGAGAGGAAACCCAGGACCCACAGGCAUCAACGGCUUCCCUGGACCUCGAGGAAGUAAAGGAGCACCAGGACCUAAUGGUGAGCCAGGAUAUCCAGGAACCAAUGGACCUCCAGGGGUUAAAGGACAGAAAGGACCAUUUGGGUCUGUUGGAAAACCAGGGGAUCCGGGACCACCUGGUCAUGACGGACCUCCUGGAGUCGUUGGCUUUCCUGGUCUGAUGGGAGAUUCAGGUGACACAGGCUUUCCAGGAAAAUCUGGAGAACCUGGUCUGCAAGGAUGUCCUGGGCAGAAAGGUGAUAAAGGGGACUCUAUUGGGUGUCCUGGUCUACCUGGAGAGAAGGGGCCUCCAGGAGACUCUGGAUCCCCAGGAUGUCCUGGACAUCGAGGAGAUCCCGGAAAACCCGGUUUCAUUGGAGCUCCAGGUCAGAAAGGAUGCAAAGGAGAUCCAGGUGACCGAGGAGACCCUGGUGAGCAAGGAGUUUUGGGUCUAACAGGUCCUAGAGGUUUUCCAGGUCAUCCAGGUUUACCUGGUAGGGCUGGAAGCGAUGGUCCUCCAGGCCCACAAGGCUUUACAGGACUCAAAGGUCCUCCAGGACCACUGGGACUUCAUGGACUAGAUGGACUAAAAGGCGUAAAGGGGUACACUGGCAGCAGAGGUCUCAGUACAGCAGGACCUCAAGGUUCCAAAGGACUUCCAGGAAACAAGGGUCCUCCAGGUCACCCAGGUCCCUGUGGUCCAUCACAACCUGGACCACCCGGACUCAAAGGUCCCCCAGGACUUACAGGACCUCCAGGUGAUGAUGGGCUUACAGGUAAACAAGGACUAGAAUGUAAAGGUUUAAUUCCAGGUCCACCUGGAGAUCCUGGUUUUGCUGGACCAGAUGGAGACGUAGGUUGUCCUGGUGAUGUAGGUAACCCAGGUCCAAACCCACCAAUACCUGGGGAUGUUGGGGACAAUGGGAACCAGGGGUGCACAGGGCCAGCAGGCUUAAGGGGGCCGCCAGGGAUCAAAGGCCUGCAAGGCAUUGCUGGAGAUUUUGGAGUAAAAGGUAUGAAAGGGUCACCAGGUUUGAUGGGAAUACCCGGUCAUCAAGGCUCCAGAGGUUGCCCUGGUUCCAGUGGACUUCCAGGACCAAAGGGAUGUGAUGGACCCGUGGGCCCAAAGGGAGACAGAGGAAAUGUUCUGGUACCCAUUAUCCCUGAUGUCCCACAGAGCCCCCAAGGUCUCCCUGGCCCUCCUGGUCCACCUGGAGCAACUGGCCUUGUGGGAGAAAUUGGCCUAAAUGGAUUGAAAGGUGCAAAGGGGGACAGUGGCGUUUUAGGCCUAGAAGGUCCUGUUGGGCCCCGAGGUCCACCUGGAGACCAAGGAAAGCCAGGCUGUUCAGGGGAAAGAGGAUUAGACGGAGAAAAAGGUGAUCCUGGUCCAAGGGGGGACCCGGGGCCUCCUGGAGACGCCAGGAACGUGAACUCUGGCUUCCUGUUAGUUAAGCAUAGCCAGUCAAUGGAUGUUCCCACUUGUCCACAACGCAUGAAAGAGCUUUGGACUGGAUACAGUCUGCUGUACCUAGAGGGUCAGGAGAAGGCUCACACUCAAGACCUGGGUCAGGCGGGGUCAUGUAUGCCCGUUUUCUCCACCAUGCCAUUCGCCUCAUGUAACAUGGGGGCCUGCUCUUACGCCAGUCGGAACGAUAAAUCCUAUUGGCUGUCGACCACGGCGGCGGUUCCCAGUAUACCUGUAGGUGGCGCCUCCAUCAGAGAGCACAUCAGCCGCUGUGUGGUGUGUGAGGCCCCAUCUUCACCUGUUGCGCUUCACAGUCAGACGUCCAAGCAGCCUGACUGCCCCCCCCAGUGGACGAGUCUAUGGACCGGGUUCUCCUUCCUCAUGCACACAGGUGCAGGUGAUGAGGGUGGAGGCCAGUCGCUGACAUCAUCAGGGAGCUGUUUGACAGACUUCAGGGCCCAGCCCUUUGUCGAGUGUCAGGGGCCCAGAGGAACCUGCCACUACUUCGCCAACAUUUACAGUUUCUGGCUGACCAGCUCCAACAGCUUCUCCACCACACUAAAGGAGGAGUGGCAGCAGAGGGACAACAUCGGGAGGUGUAACGUCUGCAUGAGGGAGUGAGGACGAUAACGGGAGGAGGAGGGGCAUCGCCUACGUGACCUGAGGAACCGAGCACAAGCUUCUCCAUCUGCAUGUAGGAGUGAAGAGAGACCCUCAAGCUCCUCCAAAGGUGUCGUACCGGGACUGAGGGGGGUCUUCACCUCUUUGGGACAGACAGGACCACACUCUUUGUUUGUCUCAAGGUAACACUGCUGAUCAGACCAGACCACACAUGUCCAACUAGUCUCACACCUGAACUACAGCAUUUUUAUAAGACAAGGGCGGGAGAAAACAUGUUUUGUAGCAGCUGGCCUAUAAUAAAAGAAAAAUGUAAAAAGAUUCACUAUAAACAUUCCAUUACCAAAUUAUUCACGUCCUGUCUCUGAUUCCAUAUGUUUGAACUUAAACACGAUACUAUGAUUAAUUUACCAAAAACCUGUCCCUCAUCACAGAUUGUGUUUUAACCCAUUACUGCAUAGAAUGCGUGGUCUGAUUUGUUCCACUGAGAGGCAGUGUCAGCAUGUCAGUGUUUUGGUAAUAAUUAUGGAAAGAACUGUGAGAAACUGUGAAUAUUGAAAGUGAAUCCUUGUAAAGUCAUUCUGUACCCACAUGUUUGGAGCUUCUCCCUCAGCUCCGCCAAACCUUCUUUUGUUUUUUAAAAGCUUUAACAGUUUCAGUGUUAAAACAAUAAUUAGAUGUUAAAGAGAUGACUAGUGAGUGAGUGAGUCCAGCAUCUAAGUGACAGGACACGCAGGCGCUCAACCGCCACCAGAAGAAACCAGAACAGAACCACAGCAAGAAUUUGAGCUUUUAUUUCCAAAUUUAAUCAUUUACAGCAUCAUCCUGACCUGUUUGUUGAUAUUAUGAAUCUGCAUUUUAUAAAUACAGUUCACUCGAUAGUUUCAUAUAAAACUGUAAUGAAAAACAUAUAUUAUUUACUACGGAACCCCUGAAGAGAAAUGUUGAUCAAUUUUUGUUUUGUUUCUUUAAGGGGAUGGCAAUUUUUUCUGCAAAACUAUUCUGUGCACAUUCAAAGAAAGCAAUUUUGUUAGAUGAAUUUUAAUGUAACCUAGAAUUGAAUAUAGGGACUCGGGCUAGUCGUCACCUAUGUAUCACUGUGCCACUGCGUGCCUUUAAGACCAGCGGUCACUACAGUAUAUACCAAAGAAAAAACGGUAUCACUAGACAAGGUUCUGACAACAUUACAUCAUGUUAAUGGUAACUGUAACUACUGACAGCAAUUGUUGUACAGUGGCACUGAUAUUAACAUUCAUAUAGGAACAUAAUGCAAAUGCAUGAUAGAUACGUCAGAGAACCCAUCUCAUUCUCUGAUUUACAACAUUGCUUCCCACAACAAGAAAGUUUACAUGCUCAUGAGAAAUUAAAGAAGUAGUUGCCCUUUAGUGGGUCCGUAAUUUAAUAAUUGGACAGAAUGACUAGAUUUAAAUAAAUUCAAUAACCAAGUGUUUAGUUACGGCUUCAGGCUUUGUGGUUCGGGGUCUGGUUCUCUAUUCUCUCUCUGGGAUUUGUAAAUAUGUUUGAAUGCAACCGUUUUAUAUUUUUACUGUAAAUGUCAUCAGAGUAUUUAUUUAGCCUGAAGUUGGUGCUAUUUGAUUUUGGACAGUGAAGCCCUGAUCUUCUCAGCCUCCUCUAAAAUGAUCUGAUGUCAUGACAUUUACUUCAGCAAACCUUAUUAAUAUAUUUAUACAUUACUUCUACAAGGAGUUGAUUGGGAAAAGUUGAUUUAGCUACAGAUCCUUUCAGAGGACUGAUUUAAGGCUAACACCAUGUUUCAGUUUUAAGGCCUUUUUUAUCAGUUAAUCCUGUUUAAAUCAAGACUGUAUAUCAGGUUCAGAACAAAAAAAAAGGAAGAAGUAAAGAGAAUUAAAGAGAGUCUCCGUUACAUGAGAAGGCUGACGAGGUGGAGAAGGGCAUGUCACCAUGUCAUUGUCUGCUGUAUUUAAAAUAUCUGUGAUGUUUAAUCUCUGUAGGUGGAAACUUCUCACUAACACUUGUAAAACAUUGUACCCUGUGGCUGGACAAUCCUUCAAUAAAUCACAUCAGACUUUCACUGAGUCGUCAUUCAAUGACAUCUUGGAUUUUUUCUAAACAAAGUUUAAUAUUUUAUAAAGUUAGCCUGAGUUCAAUCAGAACACACUAGAUGUGGAAUGUACAACAAUGUGCCAAUGCACCAU